GUGUCAACUGUUUCCAUUUUUAUUUUUAUUUUAAUUUGUUGUAUUUGCCCUUUUCCUCGUAUUCGAUUUUUACGCACUGAAUUCCUGGCGUAAACAGGUUGCAGCAGCCAUGCCUGUGCACGCAUCUCUCCUUAUCCUCAAGCCCUCCCUAGCCACAACUUUCCUCCGUUCUUCUCUCUCCUCUGCACUCGUUCCUUUCCCACUUAUACGCCUUCGCCCCUUCCCAAACCCUAGAAACCUCUCUUCCUUGUCGUCUGCAGCAUCAUCUCCAACGCACUCUCUUGUCUCAAGUUCCGGUGACAAUGUCGGAGGCGGCAGGUCCGGGGCUAUAUCUCCUCCGCCGAUUGAAGAUUCGGUACAGAAGAUUGAUGUCAAUCCUCCCAGAGGAACCCGAGAUUUCCCGCCCGAGGAUAUGCGCCUCCGCAACUGGCUUUUUAACCAUUUCAGAGAGGUUUCGCGGUCGUUUGGAUUCGAAGAAGUUGAUUUUCCGGUGCUUGAGUCGGAGGCCCUGUUUAUUAGAAAAGCUGGCGAGGAGAUUAGGGAUCAGCUAUACUGUUUUGAGGAUCGGGGAAAUCGCCGUGUUGCAUUAAGGCCUGAGCUCACUCCUUCUUUGGCAAGACUUGUGAUACAGAAAGGAAAAUCUGUAUCUCUUCCAUUGAAAUGGUUUGCUGUAGGACAGUGUUGGCGUUAUGAGAGAAUGACAAGGGGACGCCGUCGUGAGCACUACCAAUGGAAUAUGGAUAUCAUUGGUGUGCCAGAGGUUAUGGCUGAGGCGGAGCUUAUUUCUUCUAUUGUAACAUUUUUUAAGCGAGUUGGUAUCACAGCAUCGGAUGUUGGAUUUAAGGUCUCUAGCCGAAAGGUUUUACAAGAAGUAUUGAGGUGCUACUCCAUUCCUGAAAACUUGUUUGGAAAAGUUUGUGUCAUCAUAGACAAGAUGGAAAAGAUACCCAUAGACGAGAUUACCAAAGAAUUAAAGUCUCUUGGGAUGUCAGAAGAAGCUAUCAAGGAUCUACUGCAAGUGCUUUCAAUAAAGUCGUUGACAAAGUUAGAAGAGAUACUUGGAGCUGCUGGGGAAGCAGUUGCAGAUCUGAAACAACUGUUCUCCCUUGCUGAAAAGUUUGGCUACUCUGAGUGGAUUCAAUUCGAUGCAUCUGUUGUCCGUGGCCUUGCCUAUUAUACUGGAAUUGUAUUUGAGGGAUUUGAUAGAGAAGGAAAGUUGCGGGCCAUUUGUGGUGGUGGACGAUAUGACCGUUUACUCUCUACUUUUGGAGGUGAUGACGUCCCUGCUUGUGGCUUUGGAUUUGGUGAUGCUGUCAUUAUUGAAUUGCUCAAGGAGAAGGGGCUUCUACCAGAGCUCAGCCUCCAAGUAGAGAAUAUUGUCUGCGCUCUGGAUCAUUAUCUUCAAGGAGCAGCUGCUGCAGUUGCUACAAGACUCAGGGAAAAAGGCCAAAGUGUUGAUUUGGUUUUGGAGAGCAAACCACUCAAAUGGGUGUUCAAACGAGCAGCACGGACAAAUGCACAAAGGCUGAUAUUGGUGGGGAAUUCUGAGUGGCAAAGAGGUAUGGUUAGUGUAAAAAUCCUCUCGUCUGGGGAGCAAUAUGAAAUCAAACUUGAUGAACUAGAGUGAUUAGAAAUUUAUUAUUUUUUAUAAUUAAUGAAACAUAUGAAUUUGAUUGUCUUA
Messenger RNA from Vitis vinifera (wine grape), 1681 nucleotides. Its product is annotated as histidine--tRNA ligase, chloroplastic/mitochondrial. Gene Ontology annotation, cellular component: cytoplasm. Gene Ontology annotation, biological process: histidyl-tRNA aminoacylation. Gene Ontology annotation, molecular function: histidine-tRNA ligase activity; ATP binding. The coding region runs from base 110 to 1627 and encodes 505 amino acids. Lineage: Eukaryota; Viridiplantae; Streptophyta; Magnoliopsida; Vitales; Vitaceae. The transcript is spliced from 11 exons. The record is from RefSeq and is a predicted model, not a curated record.